UUACUUUGUUUUGCAUAUGGAAAAAAAACGCACUUAUUCCAGAACUGUUUUGUUACAUUGUGUUUCAAUGAAAAUAUCUAAGUAAAUCACCGAUGUAUUUUAUCACCGAUAUAUUUUGUCUUUAAAUAGGCGUAUUAUGGAUCAUGUCAAGCAUUUGGCAGUGUGAUAGACCGGACAUACAACAAUGGUAUACUGGAUAUAAUGAAUGGGGUUAUGGUGCCACCUGAAGGAAACAUCUAUAAUGUUCUAACCGCAACUUCAACAUUCUCAUCAUUUCUCAAAUAUGUGAAAACGGGUGGUCUUCAACAGGUACUGCAGAACCCAACUCCAACAACAUGUAAGUAUUGCAUGCACUGUUAGGUUGGAACGACAGAAAACCUAACACAAAAUAAAAUAAUGCACACAACCUAAUAAGCAUGGGAAUUAUACCGACAAAUGAGUUCACAUGUAGACCAAAUAAUCCAAUGCAAAUAAAACAAAUAAACAAUUCAUACCAGUAGACCCUUUCGAUAAUUACGUCACGUAUAUUACUUUGGCCUGGGAGCUUUACUCUCAUGUUUCAAGAUGAACGAUGAUUGGCUCACAAUUCACGAGAGCGAGGCUCCCAGGCCAAAACAAGAUAUGUGACGUAAUUAUCGAAAGGGUCUAUUCCCAUGCAAACAAAUCCAAACUAUACUCUAUAGUCACAGCAAGCAUUUGCUACUCCUUUGUUACAACCACGAGAGCUUGUAACAAGUUAUAUGAAUUAGUUAAUUUCACAAGAUUUUUAUUCACCUUGUGACUCAAAACAAAACUACACCACAGUUGUUAACAGGGCCGCCAAGAGGGAGGUCACUUUGCCAUGGGUCCCCCAGCUCAAAAGGGGCUCCCAAAGCAACCCGGGAGGCCCUUAACAUUUCUUGAUACAAGAUUGCUUAACUGAAAAUAUAAAUCCUAGCUGCGUUAGUGUGAGUGGAACAAUAUGCAAUAAAGUGUAAUAUAUUGUAAAACACUGUUUCUCCCCCUUUACAAUUAUGACGUCGUAGCCCCCUCCCUCUCCUUUAAAAGUGUUGCCCCGGACUCCGCGCAACCUCUCGGCGGUCCUAAUUGUUAACAUUAGAAAUACUGGUCACAUGAAUAUACUUGAAACAUGUCCAGCUUUACUUCUACCAUUUUUCAACUGGAGCUAAAAUUUCCUAUACAGGGAUCGUUCAAUUUUUAAUCAAGACCGAGAUCUUGCCUUGCAAUCGCAUAAAGAUUCAUCCAUCUGAUGAUUCAGAUUUCAUUUCAAAAAUUGACACCUCUGACUCGAAAUUCGACAUAUUUUAAAUAUUACAUGAAUAUCUAUUUCUCGCUUUAUGUAUUUAUUUAGUGCUUGUACCAAAUGAUGAUGCAUUUGGAAAACUGGCACACGACGUGGUAGAGAAAAUGAAUGAUAACCACCAGUUCUUAGUUGACGUCCUUGAGUAUCAUAUACUGGAAACGAUAACUUGUUUAGCUGGUUUCGAGACUGGCUCAGUAACAACGUAUGAAGGUGAGGAUAUCAGUGUCACAGCAAGCGGAACGAAAGUGGUAUUUAACAAAAACACAACACUGAUCCAAGCUAAUAUUAUUGCUUACAAUGGAGUAAUGCAUGUCAUUGACACUGUCUUGUUACCACCCUAAGGCAUAAUACGAUAAUUACUUUAUGGUUCACGUCAUUUUUGUCAUAUUUGACAUUCGUUAGCUUUUACUUUAUACUUUUUCGUUUUUGCCAAUUGUUCUCGCUAAAGAAAUUAGUUCAUAGUUAUUAGUUGACGGAAGCGUUCAAUAAAGUCUGCUUGGAAAUGUUUCUUAUGUUAUUCAUUAUUUGGUUCAUAAGUUGUUAGCUCAUUUAUUGCAUGAAAUAUGUAUUCGAGACCAAUUUUAUUCCUUUUUGGUGGAAUACCACAAAUUGUUCUUGCAUUCUCUUGUAUGUUCACAUUAUGUUGUAUGUAGUGUACAUUUCGUACGUACACAAUUCAAUCAUACCAUAUUUCGGGGAGGACCUCUUCUAUUAUAUAUGUGUCUGUGAUGGAUAUAUUGUUAGACUGUUGACAGUUGUUGUUUUUCCCAUUAUACAUUGCUACAUACAUUGGUGUGUUCACGUUGGUAGCAAAUCUUUCAAAAAUUUCCAUUCUGCAAGGCUCCGUCCCACAUUAAAUAACCAUUGGUCAUAGCUGAGACUAUUUGACAGCAUGUUUUCACGCUAGGGAGGUACUGCCUGUAGAAUUGUCAACAACUGCUAAAUUUGGUUUGUAUCCUGAGGGAAGAGGGGACGGCAGUGGAUUAACAAAAUGUGUAUGUUCAUAGUGUCCCACUACAUUCGUGCUUCCCGCAAUGACGUCAUUGCUCGUCUUAGGCUGUGACGUAACGCGGGAACGUAAUUCAGGAUGGACCUCGGUCUGAUGUGAUAUUGUAGCCGGACGUAUUGUUGAAUGAACAAUUUCAGCGUUUUCUUCAGACAUUGAAAUUACUGGAUAGGCGGUAUUAGGCUCAGUUUGUACUUCCAUAUCUUUUCGAUCAGUUGUUUGCGAAGGCUUCUUCUGUGGCCCUGUGCUCACUCCAGCUUUUUCCAGCAACUGAUCAACGUGGUAUUUUUCCUAAGAAUGACGAGGAAGGGUCAUUUUCCAAUAUUAACAAAUACAAUUGAAAUGCAGGGAAUUAUUGUACCUCAAUCCAUAAAAUCCUAAUCCUAAAACUUGUCCGAAC
Paramuricea clavata is the source of this 2709-nucleotide messenger RNA. Lineage: Eukaryota; Metazoa; Cnidaria; Anthozoa; Malacalcyonacea; Plexauridae. The record is from the annotation of a GenBank genome assembly.